AUGAUCAAUUCAUCACUAAUGAGAGUUCGCUUAUAAACACAUCAUAAAUUUCAUAUAAAUAUAGUGAUUGACUGUAAUCAGAACCCACGCGAAAAUUACUUGUAAUUUUACGACAAAAAGUAGUGUGCCUCCCGGUAGCAGAAGACACCGGUUUAGAUUUUGCUUCGACUUUUGUGAAGCAUUUCUCCUUUAUUGAUUUAACAAAACAGAUAUAAAUAAAAAUGGAAUUAAAGAAAAUCAUCGUCGAUUGUGACACCGGAACGGACGAUGCUGUUGCACUAAUAAUACUCAUAGCAGCUCACAAACAAAAACAAAUUGAGAUUAAAGGCAUUACCUGUGUUAGAGGAAAUACUCACGUUGACAAUGUGAUCUGCAAUGUCUACAGAAUUCUUCAAAUUUGCGACACAUUGGACAUACCGGUUUACAGAGGCGUAAAUGCCGCGCUUUUGAAUACUGAAAGUGCGAGAAUAAUAGACGCCGACACUUAUCACGGUGCAGAUGGAUUGGGCGACGUUUUUACAAACAAGCAAGAUACAAGCAAAUUACAGACCGAACACGCUGUGGUUGCUCUACAAAAAAUAGUCUCCGAAAAUCCUGGGGAAAUUUCAUUAGUCUGCAUGGCUCCUUUGACCAAUGUAGCAUUGGCAAUGAAAAUGUAUCCUGAUUUUGGAAAUUCUUUGAAGGAGCUCUACAUCAUGGGUGGAAAUUAUACUGGAAAAGGAAAUAUCACAGCCCAGGCAGAAUUCAAUUUUUUCGCGGAUCCUGAGAGUGCUCACAUCGUUUUGAACAGCAUUACCGAGCCGUUAAUUCUUUUGCCCUGGGAAACGUGUUUAGCUUCGGAAAUUGCACUGGAAUGGAGACACGAAGUUUUAGGGAAGAUGGACAACGCCAUAGUGACAUUUUUAAAUGCGAUAGAAACACACACGUAUCCAAAAACGAAACCCUCGCCUUACAAACCUUGCGAUGGACUUCUUGCAGCAAUUGUGAUCAGACCAGAGAUUGUGAAAUUAGAGGAGAAAUUCCAUGCUGACAUUGAAUUACAUGGUGGUCGAACCCGAGGACAAGUCGUCCUGGAUCAUUUGCAGUCACGGAAGCCAAACGUGCGAAUAAUUAUGGCUUACGAUGCAGAAAUAUUUAAAGAAAUUCUGCUGUUGGCUGUCAAGCAAGACUGAGUUUUGAUAAUACUCGUUUUUAAAUGAUAUCUUAUAAGGGACAAUAUUCUUGCAUGUUACAAUAAUUUUUUUGUAUUUUUAUAAAGUCAUUUUCUCGUUGAUAUCAAUACUAUACACGAAGAUUGUUAAAGUGAUCGGACUAAGCGUUAGGCCAGUGAAUAAAUACAUAUUUUUUAUCAA
Messenger RNA from Venturia canescens, 1352 nucleotides. Its product is annotated as inosine-uridine preferring nucleoside hydrolase-like. The record is from RefSeq and is a predicted model, not a curated record. The transcript is spliced from 6 exons. Gene Ontology annotation, molecular function: hydrolase activity, hydrolyzing N-glycosyl compounds. Bases 222 to 1172 code for a protein of 316 amino acids. Lineage: Eukaryota; Metazoa; Arthropoda; Insecta; Hymenoptera; Ichneumonidae.